CGCCAAAUAAUUGCAAGACGAAGAACUUUUUGAGGUUUUCCAUUAAACUACAGCCAUUUUCUCUCUGACAAGACGAUUGAUUUAUCGAAACUUCAUCAGGAAGAGAGAAGUAGCCGUUUGACCGAGUCGAUUGUUUUGAUUCAGAUGAGUUGUUGUCCUUCUCAUCGCAAAAUACCACGCGUGUUUCGUCAAUUCAAGCUGUUCGAUUUUCGAUUCCUGAUUGAUAUAUGAUAACUGUGAUGCUGGCCCGUUUCUUCUGCAAAAGCUGAACUUUUUUUCGUUAUAUCACGGCCACUUCAACAAUGUCAGCUGAGUUUAUUUUGCUUUAACGAGCCACGUUGUGCCACACGGUCAACUGAAGCCACACGUGUUCGCUCGCGUUGAGGCACGCACGCGCUGAUUGCUCGGGGCAACCAGGCACGAGACGGUCCACUUGGCUGAAGGAGGACAGGGACAGGCAAGCGGAGAGAUGGAGUUUGAGGAGUCAGGUAUCGGGGAGGAGUGCGGGGUUUUCGGGUGUGUGGCUGCCGGAGAGUGGCCCACACAGCUGGAGGUGGCUCAGGUCUUAACCCUGGGACUCGUGGCGUUACAGCACAGGGGUCAGGAAAGUGCUGGGAUUGUCACAUGUAAUGGAGCCAGUCCUCCCACAUACACGACCCACAAGGGAAUGGGAUUAGUGAGCUCUGCUUUCCCACCCGAGGCUCUUCUGAAGCUGCGCUAUGGUAACCUCGGUAUUUGUCACACACGCUAUUCAACUACUGGGAUCUCAGAGCUGCAGAACUGCCAGCCCUUUGUGGUGGAUACACUGCAUGGCAAGAUUGCUGUGGCGCACAAUGGAGAGCUGGUUAAUGCUCAUGCUCUGCGAAAAAAGGUAAUGCGCCAUGGUGUGGGCCUCUCCACCAGCUCUGACAGCGAGCUCAUCACCCAACUUCUUGCAUUGACUCCACCGAUGGAGGAGCUGGACACACCAGACUGGGUUGCCAGAAUCAAAAAUCUGAUGACUGAGACCCCCACAUCGUACUCGCUCCUGGUGAUGUUCAAAGAUGUUAUCUAUGCAGUGCGCGACCCGUAUGGAAAUCGUCCGCUCUGCAUUGGACGGCUGGUUCCAAUCUCUAAACUGCACAGUUCAGGUGCUGAAGAGGAGGACACUGAAGGGUGGGUUGUGUCAUCAGAGUCCUGCAGCUUCCAGUCCAUCGGUGCCAGGUAUUACAGAGAGGUCUUACCAGGAGAGAUAGUCCAGAUAUCCAGACAUGGGGUCAAGUCUCUGAGUGUCGUUCCCCGCCCUGAGGGAGACCCCCCUGCCUUCUGCAUAUUUGAAUAUGUUUACUUUGCCAGACCAGACACUAUUUUUGAAGGGCAGAUGGUCUAUACUGUCAGGCAGCGCUGUGGGCGGCAGUUAGCCAUUGAGGCUCCGACAGAAGCAGACGUGGUGAGCACUGUGCCAGAGUCUGCAACCCCUGCUGCGCUGGGCUACGCUCAGCAGUCUGGGCUGCCAUAUAUCGAGGUUCUGUGUAAGAACCGCUAUGUUGGGAGAACAUUUAUUCAACCAAAUACCCGCUUGAGGCAGCUGGGAGUUGCUAAGAAGUUUGGGGCUUUGACGGACAACUUUGCUGGGAAACGAGUGGUGCUAAUUGAUGACUCCAUCGUCAGAGGCAACACCAUCUCCCCCAUUAUAAAACUGCUGAAGGAAGCUGGUGCAACUGAGGUCCACAUCAGGGUCGCCUCGCCACCGAUCAAGUUCCCUUGCUACAUGGGCAUCAAUAUUCCAACCAAGGAGGAGCUCAUCGCCAACAAGCCCGAGUUUCAGGACAUUGCUGGAUACAUUGGUGCUGACAGCGUCCAGUAUCUGACUGUGGAGGGCCUGGUAUCGGCUGUCCAGGAGGGAAUUGCCUCCAUUCAGAACGACAAGAUGAUCAGCUCCAGUAACGGGUCCAGCAGGAGAGUGGGUCACUGCACUGCCUGCCUGACUGGGAAAUAUCCAGUAGAGCUGGAGUGGUAACUGGUGCACCAUCAUGACCAACUAUAGUUACAGCAGCAGUGCUGAGGAUUUACUGCCCACUCCCACAGCUGAUACAUGUGAAUCAAAUGUUCUCUGUAGACUGGAAAAGAAGUGGUCAGACACCUUAAUAUGACUAUUUGGGACACCAAGAGAUGUAUGAAAUACAGAGCGACAGCAUAUGCGGUCUCUGCAGAGGGUCAUUAUUCUCCUCAGAUCCUUUCACCAGAGUUGAAAUGUUGCUUUUGACGACCCCCAGUGGUCACAUUCUCGCCUUGCUGCAGCGUAUGAGUCAACAAUGUUUACUACAUCCUGAUGUCACGAAGGUGUGAUUACAGGUGCACACAUCUGACCACACAGCACUGGCGUUUACAUGUUUUUCAACAGCUCCAUGUAAAUGUAGUUAUCUCAGAAAAGUAGUUUCAUGUUUUCACUUUCCAAAUGUUAAUACGGCAGCAUUAGAUUAUUUUCCUUGUCAGAAAAGCGCACAAAGCUAGUGACCAAAAAGUGAAAUUGUCUUUAUUUUCCUUAAGUGUUCUUUUCUACCUUUAGCUGAAAUUAACCGAUUAUGCUCUUUUGUUCUGAGUCUGACUGUCGUAUAUUUUUAACUUUAAAUAUUACAAUGAAUUUAUUUGAAAAGUUAUAAUAAACACAAUA
This is a messenger RNA of Chelmon rostratus (copperband butterflyfish), 2653 nucleotides long. RefSeq names its product phosphoribosyl pyrophosphate amidotransferase (gene ppat). The coding region runs from base 470 to 1999 and encodes 509 amino acids. The record is from RefSeq and is a predicted model, not a curated record. Gene Ontology annotation, molecular function: amidophosphoribosyltransferase activity. Gene Ontology annotation, biological process: purine nucleobase biosynthetic process; purine nucleotide biosynthetic process. The transcript is spliced from 11 exons. Lineage: Eukaryota; Metazoa; Chordata; Actinopteri; Chaetodontiformes; Chaetodontidae.